Daldinia loculata is the source of this 1930-nucleotide messenger RNA. RefSeq names its product DNA polymerase subunit Cdc27. Gene Ontology annotation, cellular component: nucleus; delta DNA polymerase complex. Gene Ontology annotation, molecular function: DNA-directed DNA polymerase activity. The record is from RefSeq and is a predicted model, not a curated record. Gene Ontology annotation, biological process: DNA replication; DNA synthesis involved in UV-damage excision repair; nucleotide-excision repair, DNA gap filling. The transcript has 4 exons. Bases 180 to 1490 code for a protein of 436 amino acids. NCBI's taxonomy places the organism in Eukaryota, Fungi, Ascomycota, Sordariomycetes, Xylariales, Hypoxylaceae.
ACCACUUAACGCGUAUUUCUUUUUCAGACGCGACUACCAGCUUUAAAGUGGCAUGCCACCUUUCUCACUUCAAUAAUUACUUUAAUUAUCUUGAAAUAGCAAAGAACAAAAUAUACUGUAUUUCGUCCGCUUAUGCUAUAAGCUGGACUAUUUGAUUAUUCUUGAGAUUUCCGGUCAAUAUGGAACCCUAUAUGCAGUAUCUAGCCCAGAAGCUCCUCACUGAGGAUCAACUCGUAACUUAUCGCCUUCUGAGCCGGGCAUUGAAGGUCCAUGUCAAUACUGCUAAAGAGAUGCUCUAUGAUUUUCACAAAUCGCAGAACGAUAAACGCCCGGGAUCUCUUCAUGCCACAUACCUCGUAUAUGGUACUAAGAAGGCACCGGUAAAAGUAGAAGAAUCGGAUGGCGAUGUGAAGAUGACCGAUUCUCAAAGUUCGGAAGAGAUGCAUGUUCCUUUCUCGGAUGAAGUCCCUACCUAUACGCUCUCUAUAGUUAAGGAGGAACAACUGCAAGAUCUACUGGCAGAGUAUGAUGAGGUUACCUCGAUACACAUCUACAGCUUAGCACCCCAUCCCCUCAAAGACCUCCAGCUCUUAGCCGAUACAGCUCGACAGGUCCUAGAGCUAUCCACAACAGGCGACGUUCCAGCUUCAAGCAAGACAUUUGGUUCAAUUGCCAAUCCUAAUAUGCGUAGGAGGGAACGUCGUGGGCCAGCACCCAAGCCUGUUACAAGUACACCCACUCCUAAAGCUGCACCAAAAGCCGAAAACAAGCAGGAGACACAGCCUGCCGAUGUUAAGGAGGAGCCUAAGGUAGCACCUCAAGGUAAUGUUAAAGGAUCAACUCCAGCUACUACUACUAAGAAGCCUACCGCAGCUGCUUCGCUGAAGCGACAGAGUUCUUCUGGAAUUGGGCAAAUGUUUGCUAAGGCAGCUGCUAAACCUAAGAAACCUGCUGCUAAGGCUCCAGCAAGUGCUGUCGAGGAGGACCAAAAGAUGGCCUUGUCUGAUGACGGAGAGGACGACGUCGUGCCGAUGCCGGAGGUUAAGCAAGAGUCAGAGAGUGCUAGGCAAUUGAGGAAGAAUCGCCAAGCCGAACUUCGUCGCAUGAUGGAAGAGAGUGAAGAAGAGGAAGAAGAGGAAGAAGAGAAAGCGGAGAGUCCUACUGAGGAGCCCAUGGAGGAAGAGGAGGAGGAGCCUUCACCCGAACCGGAACCUAAGGAAGAAGAGCCCGCGGAAGUAGUAUCGAGCACAGGCGAUGGUAAACGUAGGGGAAGACGACGAGUUACGCGCAAGAAGCAGGUCAUGGAUGAUAAGGGAUAUUUGGUUACGAUACAGGAACAGGGUUGGGAAUCAUUUUCCGAGGAUGAAGCUCCGCCGCCGCCUAAGCAGAAGCCUCAACCAGUCAAGGCAGAACCCGCUGCGAAGCCCAAGAAGGCGGCAGGCAAGGGUCAGGGCCAGGGCAACAUCAUGUCCUUCUUUUCGAAGAAGUGAGGCCGCUACUAUAUACUCGGAGGUGGGCUAGAGCGGGUCGCGGGAAAUAUUAACUGAAUAGUCCAUGAGAUUCCUCUAUUACAAGAAGGGCCUGUCCUGAGAUAAUCGCGAUGAAGCAGGAAUUUUAUCAUCUUCGACAGAAGUUUACGACAUGUUACUAUAUUAAGAGAUGAAAUUCCUUAUCUAAACUUAACGCCUACCUACCCCCGAUGUAUACUCUGUGAUUAUAAACUCCCACCAGACAAAACUUACUGGGAAUCGUUUAAUGAGAUCUGCCUUUUAGUUAUGAGUAUGUGACUUGCAGCGGUGCUAGCCUCUAUGGCUAACCUUCCCUUCUCCUUGGCCAUGUUUAAAGGGAAAGCAAUUAAGCCAGUGCAAAUAUUUUGGCCCAAGUGUAUGUAACUCCGAGAUAAUUGUAUUCAUCAUGAAUAGAUCAUCUU